Messenger RNA from Penicillium diatomitis, 309 nucleotides. RefSeq names its product CENP-S family protein. Lineage: Eukaryota; Fungi; Ascomycota; Eurotiomycetes; Eurotiales; Aspergillaceae. Gene Ontology annotation, molecular function: protein heterodimerization activity; chromatin binding. Gene Ontology annotation, biological process: resolution of meiotic recombination intermediates; replication fork processing. The record is from RefSeq and is a predicted model, not a curated record. The transcript is spliced from 4 exons. Gene Ontology annotation, cellular component: Fanconi anaemia nuclear complex; FANCM-MHF complex. Bases 1 to 309 code for a protein of 102 amino acids.
AUGGAGCAAGUUGAAGAUGCCGGGCUGGAGGAGCGCCUCAAAUCUGCUCUUUGGUUGUCUAUCGGCAAGAUUGUCGACGAAGAGACGAUGAAACUAGGCGUCAAUGCCACUCCCCAGUUCAUCGGUGCCUUGACUGAGAUGGUUUGGUCACAAAUAGAGACCGUUGGUCAAGACUUGGAGUCCUUUGCCAAACACGCAGGGCGAUCCACGGUGAAUGUUUCAGAUGUGAUGCUUCUUGCCCGCCGCAACGAGGGACUCGAAUCAAUCCUACGCACUUUUGUGGAGCAGGCACGCGAAGCAGAAUCGUGA